Rhizophagus irregularis DAOM 181602=DAOM 197198 is the source of this 2197-nucleotide messenger RNA. The record is from RefSeq and is a predicted model, not a curated record. NCBI's taxonomy places the organism in Eukaryota, Fungi, Glomeromycota, Glomeromycetes, Glomerales, Glomeraceae.
AAUCUUGCUACGAUAUAUUCUGCAAUAUGGGAAGAUGGUCCAUUACUUUAUUCUGAAAAGAAAUGGACGAGAGAAUCAAAUAAAAAAGUUUCUUUGAAAUUAUAUUACUUACAAAAUACUGAUGAAUUCCUAAAUGAGGUUGAAAAAUAUCUAUCAGAUGAUGAUAAUCGAGUAUAUGGAAUUUCUCAAAUUCAAGAUAUAAAAUAUUAUAUUAUUGUUUUUAAAUAUAAAUUAUGUUGUGAAAGGUGUGGUGAAGAAUAUAAAGAAAAUAAUAUUAGAGUUGAAUGGUGUAGAAAAUGUCAAUUAGAUAAUCUAAAAUUAAAUUUUAAAAACUGGACCAGUAAAAAUGACAAAUUGAUAAUUUGAUUCAAAAUAUGCAAUUGAAUAUUAAUAGUAAAUGGGAUAUAAUAUUUGAAUGGAUACCAUACGAUCAAUUUUAUGAUAUUAAAAAAGUAAAUGAUGAUUUGACUAAUAAAAUACAUUUAGCAAUAUGGAAGAAUGACUUUUUAUAUUAUGAUGAUCUUUAUAGUAAAGAAAAUGUGAGAAGACUAAAAUUAAAAGUUACUUUAAAGUAUUCACAAAAUAUCACUGAUGAGGUUGAAGAAUAUUCGAUUGGUAAAAAAUAUGGAAUAUCUCAAGAUCCUAUUACGAAAGAUUAUAUUUUGGUUUAUGAAAAUAAAUAUUAUUGUGAAAAAUGUGAUAAUGAAUAUACAAAUACAAAUUUUAAAUGGUGUAAAUCAUGUCAAAUAAAUGAUUUAAGAAAUAAUUUUACAAAUUGGACUAGUGGAAAUAUACAAAUUGAUAAUUUAAUACAAGAUAUACAAUUAAACCUUAAUGAUCCGGGUGAUACAAUAUUUGAAUGGAUACCAUAUAACCAGUUUAAUAAUAUUAAAGAAAUAGGUAAAGGUGGGUUUGCCACAAUAUAUUCAGCAAUAUGGAAUAAAGGACCAUUAUCUUAUAAUAAAUAUGAAUAUAUAAGAACUCCGAAACAAAUUGCUUUAAAACAAUUAUAUGGUUCACAAAAUAUUACUAUUGGAUUUUUAAAUGAGAUUAAAGGAUAUUCUAUUAAUGAAUCUGAUAGAAUUCUUUCAAUAUACGGAAUAUCUCAAAAUCCUGAUACAAAUAAUUAUAUUAUGGUUCUUGAUUAUGCAGAAGGCGGAAGUUUAUAUAACUGGAUAAAUAAACAUUAUAAAAAUCUUAACUGGUCACAUAAUAUAGAAAUAUUAAUAUGUAUUAUAAAGGGUCUUGAAGAAAUUCAUGAAAGACAAAUGGUUCAUCGUGAUUUUCAUACAGGAAAUAUAUUAUCAAUGUAUGCUUUUUUAGAAGAUUAUAGUUCAAUGUGUAUAGCAGAUAUGGGAUUAUGUGAAAGAGUUGAUAAUACGGAUGAAGAAAAUAUUUAUGGAGUUAUGCCUUAUGUAGCACCUGAAGUGUUGAGAGGACGACCUUACACUCAAGCAGCAGAUAUAUAUAGUUUUGGUAUGAUUAUGUAUUUUAUAGCAACUAGCAGACAGCCUUUUUCCUAUUGUGCACAUGAUGAAAAUCUAGCAUUGGAUAUCUGUGAGGGAAUUAGACCUAAAAUGAAUGAACUAGAAGUACCAGAAUGUUAUGUAGACUUAAUGAAGAAGUGUUGGAAUUUAAAUCCAGAUAAUAGACCAAAAGCAACUGAAAUAGCAGAAUCGAUUCAUUUAUUUCAUGAAUCAUAUGUACCAAAUUCACAUUUGUUAACCGAAGAAAAAAACCAACAACAUUAUGAUAUUGAAAAGCAAUUUAAAAAAGCGGAAGAGUACAAAGAAUCAAAUACCAUACUUUUAGAGGAAAGAAGACAAUCACCCACUCAUCCACAAGCUGUUUAUACAUCACAACUACUUAAUUCCUAUACAAAUGAUCUUCCGAAAUAUUCUGAAUGUUUAGAAUGUGAAAUAUAAUAUUACUCUAUUUAUUAUUGAAAAAGAUGCAAAUAGUUAUAUUUAAAAACAUUUGUCGUUAAAGAACAUUUAAAAGCUCUAUUAUAUUGAUUCGUUCAACACCGAUUAUAGAGUAUGUGUGAACUUUCCUUCGCAUAAAUAAAAUCAGUUUGUAAUUGAACAAAUAGCUUUUUACGAAUAAAAUCAAUUUUAUGAUUUAAAUUUUCCAAUUUACUAUGAUAUUAAUAUUAUGAACUACUAUAUGAACUAGGGAACGCAAAUCGUUCAGGUCC